Molecule: messenger RNA, 1032 nt
Organism: Lasiodiplodia theobromae
Lineage: Eukaryota; Fungi; Ascomycota; Dothideomycetes; Botryosphaeriales; Botryosphaeriaceae
Product: alcohol dehydrogenase
Exons: 5
Coding region: 1-1032 (343 amino acids)
Molecular function (GO): oxidoreductase activity, acting on NAD(P)H
Source: RefSeq, a predicted model, not a curated record
AUGUCUUCAACCCAGAUUGUUCGCGAGACUGCGAACGGUCCCCAACUGGCCUUGGAGAAGCUACCUCUUCCGGAGCCUCAGGCAGGACAAGCCCUCGUGAAAAUUGAGUUCACAGCGCAGAAUCCGACGGACGUACAGUCGUUUGACUCCAACGCUUUCGGAGACGGGGCAGUCCUCGGCUGUGAUUUCGUUGGUACGGUUGAGCGGACUGGAAGCAACGUUUCCAGGCUUCAGAAAAACGACACCGUCGCUGGCCUGAUUUGGGGAGGGGAGGUAAAAGGCCUUGGAGCAUAUUCUCAGCAUACCAUCGCCGACGAGAAGAUCGCUUUUAAAGUACCACCCUCAGUGCCCAAGGACCAAGCUGCCACUGUCCCAUUGGCAGCAGCUACCGCUUGGUUGGCCCUGUUUUCGAAGAAUUGCCUGUGCAUACCGCGAAAUGGGGAGCCUCGGCACAAGGUUCUCGUCUGGGGAGGAAGCUCAAGCGUUGGACAAUAUGCAAUCCAGCUUGCCAAAUUGUCUGGUAUUGAGGUGAUCACGGUGUGCAGUCCCAAGCACUUUGACUUCGUCAAGCGGCUUGGGGCCACCCACGUCAUGGAUUACCGAGCGGAAGAUGUUGUGGAACAAAUCAAACGUGCCGUGCCAGACCUGAUCUACAUCUUUGAUACGAUUGGGUCCAAAGACUCUUCGCGCAUGGCUUCUCAUGCUGUCGGUGGUGCUGGAGGCACGCUCUGCACAGUGAGACCUGGGAAGGCGAAUACAGAAGAAGUUGCAGAUGGAGUUACGGUGACAGAUGUGCUGGUUUGGACGGCAUUCCUUAAAGAACAUAGCUACGGCAAGUUCUACUGGCCGCCGUCCGAGCCGGAUCACGCUCUCGCCGCCGAGCUGUUUGAGAAAUUACCUACAUGGUUGGAAUCGAAGAGCUUCGUCCCUAACAACGCACAUGUGUUGGAAGGUCUGGAAUCUGUGCCACAAGGCUUUGAGAUGCACCGCAAGGGUGAGAUAUCUGGGUUCAAGAUCGUUUACAAAAUUUGA